Messenger RNA from Triticum dicoccoides, 896 nucleotides. Its product is annotated as oxysterol-binding protein-related protein 1B-like. Lineage: Eukaryota; Viridiplantae; Streptophyta; Magnoliopsida; Poales; Poaceae. Gene Ontology annotation, cellular component: cytosol; membrane. The transcript is spliced from 4 exons. Gene Ontology annotation, molecular function: sterol binding. The record is from RefSeq and is a predicted model, not a curated record. Bases 147 to 896 code for a protein of 249 amino acids.
CACAAGAUCCUGUUGAAGAGGAGACUGACGAUGAAGAGAACAUAUAUUUUGAUACAACUGAUUUCCUUUCAUCUAGUUCUUUUAAAAGCAGUGGAUCUGAUUUCCAAAGAUCUGAAGCUGGUUCAGAUGAUGAGGACGACUACCCGAUGGAUGGAAUUGAUCCUUCUAUGAAGUCUGUUGGAAUUAAUUAUCCGUAUGUGAGAAGGCGUAAGAAGCUACCAGAUCCAGUUGAGAAAGAGAAGGGUGUUAGUUUGUGGUCAAUGAUCAAGGACAACAUAGGAAAGGAUCUUACCAAAGUCUGUCUGCCUGUUUACUUCAAUGAACCUCUUUCAUCAUUACAAAAAUGUUUCGAGGAUCUUGAGUAUUCCUACCUUAUUGAUCGUGCAUAUGAAUGGGGCAAAAGGGGGGAUAGUGUGAUGAGGAUUCUAAGCGUUGCAGCAUUUGCUGUUUCUGGUUAUGCCUCUACGGAUGGAAGGAGUUGUAAGCCCUUCAACCCUCUUCUUGGGGAGACCUAUGAAGCAGAUUAUCCAGAUAAAGGUCUUCGUUUUUUCUCAGAAAAGGUUAGUCAUCAUCCAAUGGUUGUUGCAUGCCACUGUGAGGGAAAUGGCUGGAGGUUUUGGGCAGAUAGCAACCUAAAGAGCAAGUUCUGGGGUCGCUCCAUUCAACUUGAUCCUGUUGGUGUGUUAACACUGGAGUUUGAUGAUGGUGAAGUUUUCCAGUGGAGCAAGGUGACCACUUCCAUUUACAAUCUCAUAUUGGGUAAACUGUACUGUGAUCACUAUGGUACUAUGCGCAUUCAAGGUAAUCGCGAAUAUUCAUGUAAGCUGAAGUUCAAGGAGCAGUCAAUUAUUGAUCGCAACCCUCAUCAGGUAUUUAAUAAAUUGCCUGUAUACUAG